Molecule: messenger RNA, 3238 nt
Organism: Cygnus atratus (black swan)
Lineage: Eukaryota; Metazoa; Chordata; Aves; Anseriformes; Anatidae
Gene: SLC9A8
Product: solute carrier family 9 member A8
Exons: 16
Coding region: 73-1797 (574 amino acids)
Biological process (GO): sodium ion transport; proton transmembrane transport; regulation of pH
Cellular component (GO): membrane; Golgi apparatus
Molecular function (GO): sodium:proton antiporter activity
Source: RefSeq, a predicted model, not a curated record
UCGGCGGAGGCUCCGGCUAGAGCGGCCACGCCGCUCCCGGAAGUGACGCGGUUUGAGCCGGCGGGCGGCAAGAUGGCGGAGUUUGCAAAUGUCACCCAUGAAGCCAUCAAUGUCACCCUCCGCACCACGCUGGCUGCUACCACCAAGCUGGUGGUACCUACACCUGCUAAACCUAUCCUUCCAGUUCAGACUGGAGUCCAAGCACAGCAAGAGGAGCAAUCUAGUGGCAUGACAAUUUUUUUUAGUCUUCUUGUAUUAGCUAUCUGCAUCAUAUUGGUGCAUUUACUGAUAAAAUACCGACUUCAUUUUUUACCAGAGAGUGUAGCUGUUGUUUCUUUAGGUAUCCUUAUGGGAGCUUUUAUAAAAAUCAUAGAGGCUCAAAAGCUGGCCAACUGGAAGGAAGAAGAAAUGUUUCGCCCAAAUAUGUUUUUUCUGCUUUUGCUUCCACCUAUUAUAUUUGAAUCUGGAUAUUCAUUGCAUAAGGGCAAUUUUUUUCAGAACAUAGGCUCCAUCACGCUAUUUUCUGUAUUUGGCACAGCAAUAUCAGCUUUCAUUGUAGGUGGAGGAAUUUAUUUCCUGGGCCAGGCUGAUGUAAUUUAUAAACUCAACAUGACAGACAGUUUUGCAUUCGGCUCUUUAAUAUCUGCGGUUGACCCUGUGGCUACUAUUGCCAUUUUCAAUGCCCUCAAUGUGGAUCCUGUACUUAACAUGUUGGUUUUUGGAGAAAGCAUUCUCAAUGAUGCAGUCUCUAUCGUCUUGACCAACACUGCGGAAGGUUUGACAAGAGAAAAUAUGUCAGAUGUAAGUGGAUGGCAAACCUUUCUACAGGCACUGGGAUACUUUCUUAAGAUGUUCUUUGGCUCUGCAGCACUUGGCACACUUACCGGCCUUAUUUCUGCAUUAGUGCUAAAGCACAUUGAUUUAAGGAAGACACCCUCCCUAGAGUUUGGGAUGAUGAUUAUCUUUGCUUACCUUCCUUACGGACUUGCAGAAGGUAUCUCGCUCUCAGGUAUCAUGGCAAUCCUCUUCUCUGGCAUCGUCAUGUCCCACUAUACACACCAUAACCUCUCCCCGGUUACACAGAUAUUAAUGCAGCAGACACUGAGAACUGUUGCUUUCAUGUGUGAAACGUGUGUUUUUGCAUUUCUUGGCCUGUCAAUUUUUAGUUUUCCUCACAAGUUUGAAACAUCCUUUGUCAUCUGGUGCAUAGUACUUGUUCUGUUUGGUAGAGCAGUGAAUAUUUUUCCACUUUCGUACCUACUCAACUUUUUCCGUGAUCAUAAAAUCACCCCCAAAAUGAUGUUCAUCAUGUGGUUUAGUGGUCUACGUGGUGCAAUUCCCUAUGCCCUCAGCCUUCAUUUGGGCUUGGAACCAAUCGAGAAGCGACAGCUCAUUGGGACAACAACAAUCAUCAUUGUGCUGUUCACAAUUUUGCUGCUGGGAGGAGGAACCAUGCCCCUCAUCAGACUGAUUGAUAUUGAGGACUCCAAAGCACGCAAGAGGAACAAGAAGGACAUUAACCUUAGCAAGACAGAGAAGAUGGGAAAUACCAUAGAAUCCGAACAUUUGUCAGAGCUCACAGAGGAGGAAUAUGAAGCCCAGUACAUAAAACGCCAGGACCUCAAAGGGUUUAUGUGGCUUGAUGCUAAGUAUUUGAAUCCUUUCUUCACCAGACGACUCACACAAGAAGACUUGCAUCAUGGGCGCAUACAGAUGAAAACCCUCACAAACAAAUGGUAUGAAGAAGUACGACAAGGACCCUCAGGAUCUGAAGAUGAUGAGCAAGAGCUGCUAUAGCAGACCAGGGAAGGAGUGCAAUGAGUUUAUCAUUUGAUCUUCAAAAAGUGGAUUUAAGUAUCAAGAGUCUGACUGCACAAUAGCUGGAAAAUUAAUAAUGAACUUUCCGAUUUGGGACAUAUCUUGUUCUGCGUAUUUAGAUAUCGCUAGUCAGUGACUGAACCCCUUAAGUGUCAGACACUGGGCUGAAUAAAGAACUUUUCAGCUCCUAUAGCAUAGCAGACUCCACACAGCCUCUUAAAAAGCAGAAACAUCUGCUAUGAAAUAAUGACAUUACUAUGUCAUUAUGUUUAAUGCGAGGUCUUCUUCCUAUUAUGAAAUCUGCUGUGUGUGUGUGAAGUACAAAGCCACUGUAUGACUCUGCGAAAUAGGAUGAGUUGCACUUUUUUAAAUAUAUAGAUGUAUAUAUAUACACACACAUUCACAUGGAGAGUCUUGACAGUUUAUACUGUGAAUUUGUUUCAGCACUAGUAAGGGAAGUUGGCUGGAAUAAAUCUAUAACUUAGGGGAUUUGCACAUUAUGAAACCAGAGAAGAUAAGUACCUUGACAAAAAGCAGAUGCUGCACACUUAAGGAAGCACCUAUUAAAACUGGUAUUUUUGUCAUUUAAAAAUUUCUUGGUUUCAAUUUUAUGGUUUUAUUUUUUUAAACUAUUCUGAGGUAUCUAAUCCAUUACAGUACUGAUUAUGGCAUGACUUGCGGGGGUGGGGGAUUAUAGGAUUGUACAGAACUGCAUUUGAAAUUGUAGUUUUAACUUUUUUUUCCUUUACUUAAAGCCAGUUGCAGUUUGUCUGUAGUUGGUUGUUGCUCUGUGUUAGCACAGUGGCUUCAAAUCUUAGAGAGCAGCAGCUUUUGUUUUACCAAAUUCAUGAAGUGCCCCUAAUGCUCCAGAAUUCACUAGUGGAAUUUCUGAAUUCUGGUUGAAGCAGAAGCAGCAUUUUCCACAUCGUUAGUUUGAUGAACUAAAUGUGUACAUGGGGAAGGAGAGUUUAUAAAAAUAAAAUCCAGGUACAGAAGGCUUAAUAUUGGACAUUAUGAAAUCAUCCUCAGUUGGGAAGUGCCAAACAACGUCCAUUAAGUUGUCUUGGUAGUAUAAUUCUUCCUCUUAUGCUGUUUCAAAUUAAUCAGUAUUUCACUUUUUCUACAUGGCAUAGUUCAUUUGCUCCAUUUGCAUACAUCUGAACAGACAGCGUUCAUUGCGUUUGCCAUGAUUACACAUACAGGAAUUUGCUGUCAUGACUGAUGCAAACUCCUCAUCAGUUAUUUGCAUAUUCAUUGUUGAAAUGUAAAAUUGUAGUUCUGCUUGUAAGUUGGACAUGCAAGCGGACAUGUUUCUCAAAGCAAGAUUUAUUUUCGGUCUGGUUUUGUUACUGGGGUUUUUUAAUCAACUGCUUACCAGCUGGGAGGAAUAAAAGUUCAAGAUUGUAUUUGGAAUCCUAAA